Molecule: messenger RNA, 3075 nt
Organism: Peronospora farinosa
Lineage: Eukaryota; Oomycota; Peronosporomycetes; Peronosporales; Peronosporaceae
Source: the annotation of a GenBank genome assembly
AUGGCUUCUUCCCAAUUAGCAGACAGCGCACCGCUGGAGAUGGCGGUGCUCAAGGCGCUUGGCUCAUUAUACCAGCCCCAUUUGACCAAUUUACACGAGAUGCAGGCGUCCGACGCGUUUCUACGCGGUUUCCAGCUCACACCCGCGGCCUUUAACGUCUGCGCAUCGCUGCUGGACCAAUUCGUACUAACUUCUGUCACGGGGACACUUUCUCCGGACAGCGUGCCCGUGGUCUUUUUUUCUGCACAGACAUUGGCCAAUAAGCUGCGUCGCCAAUUUUCUUCUUCAACUUUGGACGCGAAUAUCUGGACACUGCGAAUCGUAACCUGGUUAUCCGGCCGCCCAAACUUACCGAAAAUGGUGGUUACGCAGCUGUUACUCGCCCUUGUAGCAGCUUUACCACAGCUCCAAACCCAAGAUCUUAAGGUUCAAUACGCUCAAGACACUGCUGUUCACUAUAGUCAAGUGUUCGCGGCCGUCCAGGAGAGUUGCGCCCAGUGCAAUGGCCAAAGUGUUGUGGGGUACGCUCUGCUACACUUGGCUCACCAUGGCGUAACCUCGACGGUACUGGCGGAAUUGCUAUUGCUGAUGGUAGAGGAAGUAAGCACUUUGAUCGAACGCAGUUCUCGACAAAGAAUGCAGGACGAGGUGGACGCAUGGGCACCCGCGGUACUGGACAACUUGCUGCCGCAAAUAAUGCACGAGGUCAGUAACCAGGAAUCGGGCAGUUUUGCGGAUACAGUGGAGACGCAGGAGAUGGUGUUGCGCACACUUACCAGCUGGUUACGUUACGUCCGAGUAAUCCCUGAAGUGGUGGUGCGUAACCCGCUAUUACACUCGUUGACGGGCUUUUUAGCUCGCGAUGAAUUAUUCGAUACAGCAGUGGAUUUAGCCGUGGAAUUGGUGAGGUCAUACUCGCACGACAAAUUGGUGGUACAAUGGCUGACUCCUAUGUUAUUGUCGCUGAGAGGAGCAUUUGAAGCUGCAGUGGAAAAGGAAGACUUGGAUUUGUGUUUGGGACUUUGUCGCAUUUUCACGGAGAUGGGGGAAUCGUAUUUGGAGCUUUUACAGAAAUAUGGAGAUGGGAACGACACUGCAGCCUUGGUAGACUUACUGCUGGACUGCAUGAGUUACCAUGACGCCGAAGUGGCUGACUUGACCAUCCCCUUUUGGUUUCGGCUGUUGGCAGAGCUGCAACAUCAUGUCACGUCUGCUCUUCUGGUGCAGUACAACCCAAGACUUGAGAGGCUAGCAGGGCUGUGCAUGAAAAAACUGCAGUUCCGAGAAGACUUCCCGAGUCUGCCUGCCGACAAGCAGCAGGACUUUAAGGCAUUCCGACUGGAGCUUGGUGACAUUCUGCGUGAUUGCUGUCAGCUGCUUGGUGUUGAGGCUAUUCUUCAGCAUUGCGUGAAUGGACUGAACCAGGUCUUCCAGACAGCUGCUGAAUCGAAAAGUUGGGAGGCGGUGGAGGCUCAUUUGUAUUGCUUUCGGUCUAUUGCGCGCGAGGUUGAAAAAAGCAAAACGAAUGGCGUGGCUCUGGACGCACCGAUUACGUUAAUUUUCCAACAUCUUCAGUCAUUCGCUGACCACCCGGCAAUAUGCUACACGUCGUGUCUGAUAGUGUCGCGUUAUGCGAAAUGGUUACGCUUGCACCCUACGUUACUCUCGACUCAGGUGGGAUUCCUUAACACUUGCGUGACAAAAAGCGCGGGGGACCUGCGUUUCGCAGAAUGGGAAGUGGCGCGAGCUGCUGCUGCAGCCGUUCGUGCUCUCGCUAUGGACUGCUGGGUGAUACUUGGAGGAGAUGUCGUUGCAUUCUACCUGCACAUUGAGCAGCAUGAAGUCAUGGCUGUUGAGGACCAGGUGCUAAUUCUUGAGGGCAUUUGCGCUGGUGUGGCGGGCUCUGGGGAUAUGCCACGCAUCUUUUCCGUCUUAGAUCAGGUUAUGAAGGGUAUUGGCCAGCGACUAUCUACCCUGUGUGCCUCAAAAUCAGCCAAAGAUCACGUACAGGUUGCUCUCAACGAGCUACUGCGACUCAUGUGUCUUUACGAGUACCUUGAUAUCAAGAAGCUCCAUGGGGGAAAGCAUCCGCUGGUGACACUCACGGAGCAGUUGUGGCCGCUCUUCAAUCAGAUGCUCGCUUUGUAUCGUGGUCAUGAUGAGCUAGUGGAGCGUGUAUGCCGUUGUUACAAGCGUAUUCUUCGCACGUGUGGCGAGCAGGUUGCGCCGUUGCUGCCACAGCUUGUUGACAACUUGCUGGCGUUUUACCAAGCCGAGCCCAAAUCUUCAUACCUAUACACUGCAAGUAUGGUGUUGAAGUUCUUCUCCCAAGACGACAACCGCAGCAAUUCAGCGGAGAUGAACACACUGUUCGCGCGAAUGCUUUUCACGUUGAUUGAGAUGACGACCCCCAUUUUUGCAAAUGUGAACGACAUGGAAUCGCGUCCAGAUGUAGUGGAAGAGUUCUUCUAUCUCAUGGAGCGUGCCGUGCGAUGUGUACCGCAAGUACUCGCUGCUCCUGUUCCUGCUUCUUCGAGUAUUUGUUUACAAACGCGACCACUAAUGGUGAACUUGUUUUCAUGCGCGGUGUCAGCGCUGGAUAUUUCGCACAAUGACGCCAAUAAGGCGGUGCUAUGCUUUUUGGAGAAACUAUAUAUGCAGUCUCAGACUGAUCACUCGCGCGUGAAACUUGCGUCAUUUUGUGCAUCUAAUAGUGAAGUGUACGAGAACAGCAACAAGAUUUUGGUAAAUUACCUACUGCGUGGUGUUGUUCUGGGCGCUAUGUCGCCUUCUCGUGUGGACGCCGACUAUGGAUCAGUGGCAGGAGUGAUGGUGCAACUUGCAAAAGUUAAUGGUUCGCAGCUUCAUCAGUGGAUUGCAGAAUGGUUUGAGCUAGCCACAGCGGGGACGUUCGCAACCGCAGCAGUUAAUUUUCUCACCCCAGACGAGGCGCAGGAGUUUCAGAGUGAACUGUUUAGCGCUUCUAGCGAACGCGAAUUCCGGCGUACUGUUCGUCAUUUUGGCAAGCUUUGCGCUUCUCGCAAUACAUCACUCAAGGAUUGCGAGCGUCAGUAG